Molecule: messenger RNA, 1119 nt
Organism: Talaromyces atroroseus
Lineage: Eukaryota; Fungi; Ascomycota; Eurotiomycetes; Eurotiales; Trichocomaceae
Exons: 2
Coding region: 1-1119 (372 amino acids)
Source: RefSeq, a predicted model, not a curated record
AUGUUGUUCCGGUCUCUCGUGGCCGCCAGCGCGCUCUCCCUAGGCGCCUCGGCUUUCCUGGUUGUCCCAGAAACUGACCACCACCACAAUCUCCCUGUCGCUCAUGCUAUUGAACUCGAAGAUGCCCGCACCGAGACAGUCCAGCUGGCCUGUGAUGACUGUCCCUUCCCAGAGACCGGCUCCGAUGGCGUCGUCACUUGGACCGAAGCCACCCGGUCUUCUUUGGAUCUGAAAUUUCGUGCUCAAGAUGGCAGUCUCUACGUGAAUGAUGCCCGCAUUUUCCCAGUCUCUCCCGACACCGUCGAAAUGGUCAAAGCCGUGCAGCGAAGGGAGUCCGAUGGCCAGGAAACUGAGAAUUUGAACCUGGGUUUCGCUCUCAUGGCCUUUCCCUUGGCCCCCCCUCGAGAUGACAUGGAACUCCUCCAGAUUCGGUUUUCCCCACUCGACAUUGACGGCCACCCAGCGCCCCUCGACACUGUCUCCAUCACAGUCAUUCAAACUGCAGCUGGCGAGCUCUUUAUCAUACAAACUGAGGUCGAGCUUCCUGCUGGACAGGAUGACCAUGAUUCAUGGAAGAACUGCAAGGGCGAUAUUCAGUGCGUGAGGCACCUGGUCUUUAACCGCAUUCGUGCCUUGGUGCGGAGCGCACAGGCCCAUAUGAUGAACUUGAAGUCCAAGCUUGGUUUGGGUAUCGGUUGCCAUGGCAAGCCUCAGGCUCCUCCUCACCACAAACCUGGUCAUCACCGACAAGGAGCCGGUAAGUUUGCGGAGGAUGACCACGAGGGCGACCAUGAAGGCCACGGACAUCCUCACCCGCAUCACCACCAUAACCAUGGUCUGCGCCGCACACUGUUCCAUAUCGUCCGCUUUAUUUUGGCUCCAGCCAUCCUCGGUAUCCUCGCUGGUCUUACUGCUAGCGCCAUCGGCAUGCUUUUCGGUCAAGCUAUCGUAUUUUUGUGGAUGCGCUACCGCCGAGCCACCAGCAGUCGCUCUACCUCGAGCUUGGAGCAAGGCUCUGCUUCCGAGAAGGCUGUUCUGAUGGAGGAAGACCUGAAUGAGGAGCUUCCCCCAUAUACUGACGAUGACCACGCUCACGCAGAAUACACGGACGCCAAAUAA